UCUUGUCCAAGUAACUAUCGCAUCACAGUGAGUGACCGAGUUCUUUUUCCAGAGACCUCUGCAGCGAUGGCGGGGAUCAUAAGCCCUAGCCCUACGGCUCUUUAUUUCACCAGUAAUGUCGGUGGGAGGAGACUGAAAGCGGUGAGCUGGGCGGGAAAGAGCGUCUCUGGGAACACUAUCCGCCGGAGAAGCUUGAGGAUUGCUGCAGAAGUGAAAUUCGUGAAUGCAGAAGAAGCAAAGCAGUUAAUAGCUGAAGAAGGUUACUCGGUGGUGGAUGUGAGAGACAAGACUCAGUUCGAGAGAGCUCAUAUAAAAUCUUGCUCCCAUAUCCCUCUCUUCAUUUACAACGAAGACAACGAUAUUGGCACCAUCAUAAAGAGGACAGUGCACAACAAUUUCUCAGGGCUCUUCUUUGGUUUGCCUUUCACGAAAGUGAAUCCGGACUUCCUUAAAUCCGUUAAAAACGAGUUUUCUCAAGACCGCAAACUUUUACUUGUUUGCCAAGAAGGUCUCAGAUCUGCAGCUGCAGCUAGUAGAUUGGAGGAAGCAGGUUACGAAAACAUCGCUUGUGUAACAUCAGGGCUACAAUCUGUAAAACCAGGGACAUUUGAAUCAGUUGGAUCCACCGAGUUGCAGAAUGCAGGCAAAGCAGGGCUUAUCACAAUUCAAGGCAAGAUCUCAGCAGUCUUAGGAACAGUGCUCGUGUGUGCUUAUUUGUUCAUACAGUUCUUCCCGGACCAAGCAGAGAAGCUCUUUCCUCCAACAAGCUAAGACAAGACAAAACAACAAUUGAUCCAGAGAAGUUUUCACCUGUUUUGAAUGUGUAGAGAUGCUUAAGAGAAAAGAUUGAAAAAGAUUUAUAUAGAUGGUAUUGAGCAAAGUUGAUAUCUGCUUAUAACAAUUGAAAGAAAUCAACACUUAAAAAGACAAGGUUGCA
Arabidopsis lyrata subsp. lyrata is the source of this 937-nucleotide messenger RNA. Its product is annotated as rhodanese-like domain-containing protein 9, chloroplastic. Bases 67 to 771 code for a protein of 234 amino acids. The record is from RefSeq and is a predicted model, not a curated record. NCBI's taxonomy places the organism in Eukaryota, Viridiplantae, Streptophyta, Magnoliopsida, Brassicales, Brassicaceae. The transcript is spliced from 6 exons. Gene Ontology annotation, cellular component: chloroplast.